Molecule: messenger RNA, 1626 nt
Organism: Lampris incognitus (smalleye Pacific opah)
Lineage: Eukaryota; Metazoa; Chordata; Actinopteri; Lampriformes; Lampridae
Product: potassium voltage-gated channel subfamily V member 2
Exons: 4
Coding region: 1-1626 (541 amino acids)
Biological process (GO): protein homooligomerization; potassium ion transmembrane transport
Cellular component (GO): membrane; voltage-gated potassium channel complex
Molecular function (GO): delayed rectifier potassium channel activity
Source: RefSeq, a predicted model, not a curated record
AUGGAAGCUACAAAACCCAAGAUAAAAGUGCUGAAAAAGCGGCGCUCCAGUCUUUUUGCCAGCGUCAAACGAGAUGUAAGCUUUUCUAAUAGCACUGAAGAGCAGGAGAGUGAAUUUCCCUUCGCACAGGACAGCUCUGUUAAAGCAUGGACGUCCAUGGACAAUCUGGACCAGGCGGCUGUCUCCGAAAAGCGCAUAGAGGAAGUUGAAAGGGGAAACAAGGAAUCACUAAACCAAAGGCAUUCAAAUAUUGUCAACCUUAAUGUAGGAGGCAAAGUUUUUCAUAUCCCCAAGCAUUUGGUUCUUCGAUAUCCUAAGACGAGGAUUGGGAUCCUCGCCCUCUGCACAGAUCCGGUCAAGCGGCUCACGCUCUGUGAUGACUACAAUGUUAAGAACAAUGAGUUUUUUUUCGACAAGGACCCUAUGUUCUUCCACUACAUCUUCCACUUCUACUGUAGCAAUGUCAUGUGGGUGAUGGAGAGCCUCUGCCCCAUCAAUUUUGAAGAAGAGAUGGAAUUCUGGGGCCUUAAAAUGAAGGACACCCCAAGGUGCUGCCGCAUUCUGUUUGAGGAGAAGGUGGAUGAUAUCAAAGACCAACUGAAGGUUAACCAGGAGCUGAUUAAUGAGAUUAAGCCACACCAGGAUGAGGAGGGCUACAAGUCCAUGUUCCUUGGACGAUACCGGAAGUCCCUCUGGGACUUAAUGGAGAACCCCUACUCAUCACUGUCAGCUAAAGCCUUUGCUGUGUUUUCAAGCCUCUUUGUCCUCAUCUCCAUUGUGGCCAUGACCCUGAAUACAGUAAAUGAGCUCAGGGUGUACAAGCUCUAUGGCAAAACAUACAUGGAGUGGGUGGAGAUCUUCUCCAUCCUGUUCUUUACCAUGGAGUACUUCCUGCGCUUACUCACCACUGCCAACAUCAAACACUUUGUGAAGAGUGCCCUCAACUUUGUUGACCUGGUGGCCGUUAUGCCUUAUUUCCUCCAGAUCAUUUUUGAAUUGUUUUAUGUUGAUGCUGGAGACCUCAAUGCUAAAGAAGACCUGAAAACCAUGACUAGGGUUAGCAAAGUAAGUAAGGUGCUCAAGGUAGUCAAGCUGAUGCGCAUCUUCCGUAUCCUCAAGUUGGCUCGACACUCCACUGGCAUGAGGGCAUUCGGUUUCACUAUCCGUCAGUGCUCUGAGCAGGUGUGCUGCCUGUUUCUGUUCAUUGCCAUGGGCAUCUUCACCUUCUCUGCACUGAUGCACUCGGUGGAGGUGUAUGAGCCCGGCACACCAUUCAGCAGCAUCCCAGAUGCAUGGUGGUGGGCUGCGGUGAGCAUCUCCACUGUAGGCUACGGAGACGUGGUCCCCAUCUCUUAUCUUGGCCGCUGCGUGGCCUUCGGCUGCAUCUCCUUUGGCAUCAUCCUCAACGGUAUGCCCAUCUCCAUCCUGUUUAACAAGUUCUCCGACUAUUACGCCAAGCUGAAGGAACAGGAGUACACCCAGGCAAAUAUCGAGCGUACCUUCCAGCUCAAGAAACGCCUUCGACGCAAGUUUGACGGCUGUUUUGCGCCCCAGCCCGAGGAGUCUGAUGAGGAGACGCACCACCGCCCCGGUGGGAGACAAAUCCGCCCGGAGACUUCAGAUUGA